AUGGAUUCUGAAGAUAAUGACUGGCACUGUGGAAUGUGUGGUAAUAGUUAUUCACUAGAUGUCAAAAGAAAAAAUGGUGCCAAAUGGGUCCAGUGUUCCUACUGCAUGAUUCCGUACCAUGUUAUGUGCCAAUCGUCUGAUGUCGAAGACGACGUUUUUAUAUGCGACAUGUGUGGAAACAAUGACGACACUAUUAAUGAAGAAGCUUAA
This is a messenger RNA of Diabrotica balteata, 210 nucleotides long. NCBI's taxonomy places the organism in Eukaryota, Metazoa, Arthropoda, Insecta, Coleoptera, Chrysomelidae. The record is from the annotation of a GenBank genome assembly.